Messenger RNA from Haliaeetus leucocephalus (bald eagle), 899 nucleotides. RefSeq names its product regulator of G-protein signaling 19 (gene RGS19). The coding region runs from base 260 to 859 and encodes 199 amino acids. The record is from RefSeq and is a predicted model, not a curated record. The transcript is spliced from 6 exons. Lineage: Eukaryota; Metazoa; Chordata; Aves; Accipitriformes; Accipitridae.
GGCGAUGCCACACACCCCCUGAGCCGGCCGGGGUCACCCUGGCUGGCACCCGCCGCCGCAGCGCGAUGGCCAGGCUGCAGGCUCCGUCCAGGAGGCGGCAGGGACGUUAGCCGGGGGGUCUCGGCGGCACGGCUCACCCGCGGACUGGGAGGAGCGGAGAGCAGCAGAAGAGCCACCGAAGCACGACCCAACCCCGUCCACCGUGUAUGAGGCUGGGACGCAGUACGCAGGACCCGCGUCCGCAGAGACACCCCUUCCGAUGUCCCGGCAUGAGACUUCUCCGACAACGGUGCAACCCGCCAGCAACCACCGCCCCAACGCCUGCUGCUUCUGCUGGUGCUGCUGCUGCAGUUGCUCGUGGAACGAGGACCGGGAGCGAGCAUGGAGGGCGUCCCGGGAGACCAAACUGGAGACCAUCCCAAACUGUGAAGCAUGCGCCAAACCCACUCCGGAGGAGGUGCGGGGCUGGGCACAGUCCUUCGACAAGCUGAUGAAGAGCCCGGCGGGUCGCAAUGUCUUUCGGGAGUUCUUGCGGACUGAGUACAGCGAGGAGAACAUGCUCUUCUGGCUAGCAUGCGAGGAGCUCAAAAACGAGUGCAACAAGCACACCAUCGACGAGAAGGCCAGGAUGAUCUAUGAGGACUACAUCUCCAUCCUCUCGCCCAAGGAGGUGAGCCUGGACUCGCGGGUGCGGGAGGUCAUCAACCGCAAGAUGCAGGAGCCGUCCUCGCACACCUUCGACGACGCGCAGCUCCAGAUCUACACGCUCAUGCACAGAGACUCCUACCCUCGCUUCCUGAACUCUGCCAUAUACAGAUCGCUGCUCCAGAGCGUCUCCCGCUCCUCCUCGGAGUCCUAAGGGCGCCCGCCGGCCACGGGGACGUCGGCAGGGACGCGGU